Molecule: messenger RNA, 1844 nt
Organism: Boleophthalmus pectinirostris (great blue-spotted mudskipper)
Lineage: Eukaryota; Metazoa; Chordata; Actinopteri; Gobiiformes; Gobiidae
Gene: hacd2
Product: 3-hydroxyacyl-CoA dehydratase 2
Exons: 7
Coding region: 90-827 (245 amino acids)
Biological process (GO): fatty acid elongation; sphingolipid biosynthetic process; very long-chain fatty acid biosynthetic process
Cellular component (GO): endoplasmic reticulum membrane
Molecular function (GO): 3-hydroxyacyl-CoA dehydratase activity
Source: RefSeq, a predicted model, not a curated record
CUCCCCUCUUCGUUUCCGGAGUGUGAGUCGCUGUCAUCCAUCCAGGAUCACCGAGGAGCACGGACCGCGUUCAGAGGGCUGUAGCAGACAUGUCGGCAGCUGCGGCGGGGACCAGCAAAGCGGCUCACGGCCCCGAUGUGGCCCAGAAGAAGCGCAAGGGACCGGGGGCUCUGGCCACGGCUUACCUGGUCAUUUACAACGUGGUUAUGACAGCAGGGUGGCUGGUGAUUGCGGUGGGUUUGGUGCGAGCGUAUUUGGCGAGAGGCAGCUACCACGGCCUUUACUACUCCAUCGAGAAACCCCUCAAGUUCUUUCAGACCGGGGCUCUCCUUGAGAUCUUGCACUGUGCUGUCGGUAUCGUACCCUCGUCUGUGGUGCUGACAGGAUUUCAGGUCAUGUCUCGAGUCUUUCUCACCUGGGCUGUCACUCACAGUGUCAGAGAGGUGCAGAGUGAGGACAGUGUUCUGUUGUUUGUCACAGCGUGGACCGUGACUGAGAUUAUCCGUUACUCCUUCUACACCUUUAGCCUCCUCAACCACCUGCCCUACCUCAUCAAAUGGGCCAGGUACACGUUCUUUAUUGUGCUCUACCCAAUGGGAGUGACUGGAGAGCUUCUGACCAUCUACGCUGCACUGCCAUUUGUGCAGAAAACGGGCCUCUACUCUGUCACGCUGCCAAACAAGUACAACUUCUCCUUCGACUACUACACCUUUCUCAUCCUCGUCAUGCUCUCCUACAUCCCACUGUUCCCUCAGCUGUAUUUCCACAUGAUCCGACAGAGGAAGAAGGUUUUGGGGCACGUCGAGGACUACAGUAAAGUGGAGUGAGCGAAAACAAAACAUCAAAUUCCAAAAAGAAAUCAACCAAAAAAUAAGAAGCAUUUAAAACACUACAAACAAGUUCAUGGAAAACCCCACAAGCCCGAACAAAACUGCCAGAACUUAAGGGAAAAGUAAUUUAUUCAAUUUAUCAACCGGGUGCUCACCAAAUCUACAUUUUUAUUGUUUUAUUUAUGAACAAAUUGUAGACACUGGUGGUCCGUAGCAGUAUAUUGUAGGCAAAGAGCAUUUUAUAUGAGACAGAAUACACAUAGCAAAAAAUUAUACCUGUACAAGAAUUAAAUCAACUUGAAUUCAAAAUCCUUAUCUGGAUAUUAGUAGUUUUAAAGGUGCAUUAUGCAACUUUUCUGGUGGAUCUGCCAACUGCCGGUGUCCACAGAGAUGUUAUUUCUAUGCCUGGAAUGUUUCACAGUAUUGCAUUCAUCUUGCAUUUAUUUAAUUACAAGUGUCGUUAUAGCUUAAAAAGCCCAUUCUUAUUGUGAAUGGGCUUGCCUCUCCACAGAUCUGACCUCUAUUUUGGCCUCAUGGUGUCACACUUUUAUAUCUCCAUGGAAACAAGGAGGCGGCAGAUUUCACACGAGAAAAGUCAGUGCAUAUUAUUGCUUUUUUUUUUUUUUUUUUUUUUUUCAUUUUUUCAAGCAAAAAUAUGCAUCUAUUGUGCAACUUCUGGAUCUUACCUAUCAGAUCAGAUUUUUUCUUGAAAACUAAAAACAAGUUACCCUUAAAAAGUCAAAAAAAAUGUAGACCUACUUACUAAAUAAAUAUAAAUCAGAUCAGUGACACUAUUGAAAUCCAGAUUAUAAAUAAUUUUGAAUUCUAGGCGUUUCACAUUCAUUUGAGUGCAGUGGUCUGUAGUUGGAUUCUUUUAAAAAGGCUCAGGUCCAGAUGGCCUCACAGACUUGAAUCUAGAUUUGUCGAUACACUGUUUAAGUUAGUGAUUUGUGUUGUCUCAUUUUCAUUUAAAAACAUUCCUAAUUUAGUUAAAUAAACCUGUUUUGUAACAUA